Penaeus chinensis is the source of this 853-nucleotide messenger RNA. RefSeq names its product embryonic protein UVS.2-like. The coding region runs from base 1 to 747 and encodes 248 amino acids. The transcript has 6 exons. NCBI's taxonomy places the organism in Eukaryota, Metazoa, Arthropoda, Malacostraca, Decapoda, Penaeidae. The record is from RefSeq and is a predicted model, not a curated record.
AUGAGGGAAAGCAACUUUGCCUUUUUCGCUAUACCCGACAGUUUGUUGAAAAAAUGUAACGAAAAGAAGUUUUUACACCAUUUGAAAUUCAUUUCUGAAAGAGAUAAAAAUCGAAAAGACACCUUCGUCAAAUUCGGGUUCCGGGUGACUGGCACGUUCUCGGGUCCGGACAUCGCCUACAGCUCGUGCCAGAACACCGACUAUGUGUACCUGGACGACUCGUCGACAAAUUCUGCAAUCUUCUGCGGGCCGCAUGCGACGAUCGAUUACGUGACGGCGUCCAGCUCCUUUGAAUUCAAUUUCGUGAGUCAGAAGGACAGCCCCCGCGGCCUCGGUUUCUUCGUGGUGAUCGAGAGCAUCAGGCUGUGCGGAGGGCUGCUGAGUCGCCAGGAGGACGGGCCUUCGGGGCACAUCGCCUCGCCCUUGCACUCGAACGACUAUCCGGCCAACUCGGAGUGCUCCUGGUGGUUCACGGCCAGAGGACCCAUAACGAUAAAGCUAAACUGCCAUAGCUUCUGGCUGGAGGGCGCCGCCACUUCGCCAGACGGAACCACGCGAUGCAAAGACAGGCUGUCCGUGUCGUAUGAGGUGGGCCACUCCAAGGCUACGGAAUACUGCGACAAGGACUUGCAACACCACACCAUCUGGAGCAAAGGGCCUCACCUCUUGGUCACCUUCCGGUCCGACAGCGUCAACCAGUACACGGGCUUCAACUGUACAUACGAAUUCAUUCGGUAUGGAAAGUAACAGCCGGAUGGAAGGAAGAGAGGAAGGAGGGAAGGAAGGAAGGAAGGAAGGAGGGAAGGAAGGAAGAGAAGGAAGCAAGGAUGGAAGAAUGGAUGGAGGGAAGGAA